AAGAGUGAGGGAGAGAGUGUGUGCAUGUGUGUCAGUGUCCAUAAUUGAUUACCUUCCAAUCUACAAUAACUUGUUAGUGGUGGUCAAUUGCGGCUGCUUUUUGGGAAUCACUGUCCACCGGAUGGUUUCAUGUUGUGGCUCGUGCGUCACCCCGUAACAGUAGACAGGAGAAGUGGGACUUUAACUGGACUCAAAGUCUCCCUACCCUGCGGCAAAGCGACCAACAUGCGGUUGCAGAAGCACCUGUGAUCGGAUUUCCAUUCUCCACAUUUCCCACAACUUUUCAUUUAGGCAUACUUAUUUUGAAGUAUAACCAGAGCAUAAACAAAUCUCCGAAGUGUCACCUGAUAAACUACUAUGACCUCCAAAGAUCCCACGGUUAUGGAGGACCGGAGACGCAAUGCGCUGGACCAGCUUCCGCCGCCGGCCAACUCCAACAAGCCCCUGACGCCAUUCAGUAUAGAGGACAUCCUGAACAAGCCCUCGGUAAAGAGAAGUUAUUCUAGCUGCGGGACGGCGCACCUGCUCUCCUCCAGCGAGAAGCUGUCCUCUUCAGGGCAUAGCCUGUCCAGCCGGGCCCUUUUCACCCAAACCUCCCCGCUCUGCGCUCUGGAGGAGCUCGCCAGCAAAACCUUCAAAGGGCUCGAAGUCAGUGUUCUUCAAGCGGCGGAGGGCCGAGACGGCACGACACUAUUCGGUUCGCGGAAUAACCCCAAAAAGCGCCGGAAGUCUCGCACCGCCUUCACCAACCACCAGAUCUACGAGUUGGAAAAGCGCUUCCUUUACCAGAAGUACCUGAGUCCAGCUGACCGCGACCAGAUAGCACAGCAGCUCGGCCUCACCAACGCGCAGGUCAUCACCUGGUUCCAAAACCGGCGCGCCAAGCUCAAACGCGACCUGGAGGAGAUGAAGGCGGACGUGGAGUCGGCCAAAGCCGUGGGAACCGUGUCGUUUGAGAAGAUGGCCAAACUAGCCGAACUGGAGAAAUGCGCAGCUAACGGGGCGCUGGGCCCUAACAGAUCUGAGUCACCCUCGUUAUCGAACCAUGAGCGCAACGCCUCGAACAAACUUUUAUUGUCCUCCCCUUCGUCGCCAUAUACAGACCAUACUAGCAGCAAGGGCUGCUCCGAGGAUGAGGAGAUUGACGUGGAUGACUGAGGAUUUUACCAUUGUAUCUCCCUCUUACCACGACUAAAGUUUGAAGUGCCAUUUAUGCACCACAUCAUGAGGCUUUUAUGAAGAACACUUAGCAUCGCAUGGACUGUGUCUUAUAUG
This is a messenger RNA of Oncorhynchus keta (chum salmon), 1275 nucleotides long. RefSeq names its product ladybird homeobox 1a (gene lbx1a). The record is from RefSeq and is a predicted model, not a curated record. Gene Ontology annotation, molecular function: DNA-binding transcription factor activity, RNA polymerase II-specific; DNA binding. Lineage: Eukaryota; Metazoa; Chordata; Actinopteri; Salmoniformes; Salmonidae. Gene Ontology annotation, biological process: regulation of DNA-templated transcription. The transcript has 2 exons. The coding region runs from base 358 to 1158 and encodes 266 amino acids.